Molecule: messenger RNA, 892 nt
Organism: Microplitis mediator
Lineage: Eukaryota; Metazoa; Arthropoda; Insecta; Hymenoptera; Braconidae
Gene: fwe
Product: calcium channel flower
Exons: 6
Coding region: 163-729 (188 amino acids)
Biological process (GO): vesicle-mediated transport
Cellular component (GO): membrane
Source: RefSeq, a predicted model, not a curated record
AGCUUGUGGGUCGAUUUUCUGUUCGUACCAGAAAUUUUUUCGAGUAAAAAAGAGAGGAUAGAAUUCAAUCCUCUUACCUCUGAUUUUAGUUUCGAAGUGUCAGAAAAUUGAAGUAUAAGUGUCAGCUGACAAGCAUCCGAUUAUUUUCGGAUUAUUACAAUAAUGUCGUUCGGAGAAAAAAUAGCCUCCAUAAUGGAGAGACCUGGUCAAGAUCCUGUGUCCAAGGACGAUGUUCCCUGGUGGAUGAAGUAUGCCGGUCGAGGUCUGGGUACAGUUGGAAGCCUUAUUGCAAUAUUUUUAGGAGCAUGGAAUUGUAUUGGUAUAGUGUUUGGUUCUGUGAUGUGUUUUAUUAGUGGUAUUCUACAAAUGAUUGCUGGAUUUUUAGUCGUGACUAUUGAAGCACCUUGUUGCUGUAUGUUUAUUGAUUUUGUACAAAACUUGAGUGAUUGGGUCGAAAAAAGACCUUAUUGGAAUCGUGCUGCUGGUUAUUGUAUAAUAGCGUUGCCGUCAAUUUUCUUAUGCCCAUCACUGAGCAGUAUAUUUGGCUGUGGUUUAAUAUUUACAACGGGAAUAAUAUAUGGUCUUAUGUCACUUGGCAAAAAAGGGUCAAGGCCAGACCCAGCUGGAAUGGCAUCACCAUCAGGUAUGGCUUCUCCUCAAGCUAAUGUUCCAUCAACGGAUCAUCAUACUACUUUGAUGGAGGAUCCAGAUGUCUGGAGACCAACAUAAACUACCAUUUAAUUCUUCUAUUCUGCUAAUCAGGGCUCCCAUUGAUGAAAUGAGAACAGCAGCAGUUAAUCCUCAAAUACCAUCAUCUAGUAUGAAGUCUAAUUUAGUGGAAAAUGCAGAGCCUAUGGGAUUUACAUCUAAAUCUGAUAGUAAUGUUUGAUGA